Phytophthora sojae is the source of this 600-nucleotide messenger RNA. RefSeq lists its product as hypothetical. Bases 1 to 600 code for a protein of 199 amino acids. The transcript has 4 exons. Lineage: Eukaryota; Oomycota; Peronosporomycetes; Peronosporales; Peronosporaceae. The record is from RefSeq and is a predicted model, not a curated record. Gene Ontology annotation, molecular function: protein binding.
AUGAUCAAGGCGGCGAUUCUGGCGGCGGCGGCGCUGCUGCUCUCGGGCGUCUGCGCGCUGGACGAGGCCACGCUGCGGCUGAGCAUGACCAAGGAGCGCAGCGCGGCCGAGUGCGACGACAACUGCGAGCGCGACUUCAUGCCCGUGUGCGGCUCGGACGGCGUCACGUACGGCAACGACUGCCUGCUGGAGUUCGCCAUCUGCGAGAACGCGACCAUCUCCAAGCUCUCGGAAGGCAAGUGCAUCAAGCACUCGACCGCCACGGCCAUCGACGCGGGCACCAACGCCCUUACCCAGGUCCAAGUUGACGCCAGCUCCGCCUACAAGCAAGGUGAAGUCAUGCCCGCCGAUCAAACGGCAGCAAGUAGCGCUGAAUCUGGGGGCUCGGACGAAUCACAGAAGCAGACUCCGCCUGUCUUCACGGGCAAGUGCACUCUCACUGGAGACUACGUCAACAACACAUAUGUGAGUGCAUGCAAAACCAUCGUCAUCGACUCCCUUCGGGUGCCUACUGGCGUCCAGCUGAAUUUGACUCAGUUGCAAGACAAUGCCAAGAUCAAGUUUCAGGGCACGUCCACCUUUGGGCCUAAGCACCGGUAA